AUGACAAUAACUGCACAUUCAUCGAGCCAUCGUCGACUUCAUAAUCAAUCUCACUUGUCCAAUGCAAAUUCCAAUCCGAAUGUUUCCCUGGGUGAUUCUUCGAACCUCUCUGAUUCGUUUUCGGUAUCGUCUUUGACAAUGAUUCCAUUGGUAACAAUCACCUAUUGUAAUCCAUUAUUAUCCCAAGAUAAUCAACAACUUCUUGUUAACAGUUAUGCAACUUGUCGGCGGCUGCUUGAUCAUAUGAAAUCAAAUAUCGGUAUUCCUUCUAAUGAAGCCAUUGAUCUGAUUGAUCACGAGGGAAAAUUGAAAGAACUCAGCACACAUUUAGACGAAUAUGCCACACAAUUUCUCACUGCAAGAAGCACUUACUACAUUCUCAAAGUCGAAAUCGAUACUACAACCGGUGAAAAACGUUAUACACCUAACUUUAGUCUCGAUCAGCUCGAUCAGAGAUUAUGUAUUGUGUUGACAAAUACAUUGAAUGCAUUGAAUAAGUCUUCAAGUAAACCAAAACGAAUAUCGGGAACCGUGCGACAGUAUAUUACUUCGUUACCGACAACAGCGACGAAUCAAUCGAAAACAAAACGAACACCUAAUCGAAAAUGA
Adineta ricciae is the source of this 609-nucleotide messenger RNA. NCBI's taxonomy places the organism in Eukaryota, Metazoa, Rotifera, Eurotatoria, Adinetida, Adinetidae. The record is from the annotation of a GenBank genome assembly.